CAGGAUGCGCGCAGUCGCCGCGGCCCUCGGCGUGGCGGAGGAGGGCGAGGAGCACAGCCCAGACGUCGGCCUCGCACGGGGAGCGGGCGGCCGCGGCGCGGCCACGUGCGAGGAGUUCACCGUGGGGCAGGUGGUGGAGUACCACAGCAGCACCGCGCGGGAGUGGCUGAAGGCGACGGUCCGUCGCGCCAACGAGGACGGCACCUACGAGGUGGACGGCGAGAGCUCCGUGGCGCCCCGCCGCAUGCGCGUGCCGCAGGGCCUGGGCUCGGAGGACGAGGUGGUCGCGUUCUCGCGGCUGCAGUCGGAGGCGAAGGGCGCGGGCCUGUCGCCCCUCCCGGCACCCGGGAGGGCCGGCCCCCAGGUGGGCGCGGCCCUCGAGGGAGGCGCGGCGGAGGCGAAGGUGGCAGGCGAGGCAGUCUUUGUCGCCGGGGAGGACGUCGAGUGCCUGCAGGACGGCGAGUGGAGGCAGGCGAAGGUGCUC
This is a messenger RNA of Prorocentrum cordatum, 484 nucleotides long. NCBI's taxonomy places the organism in Eukaryota, Dinophyceae, Prorocentrales, Prorocentraceae. The record is from the annotation of a GenBank genome assembly.